Molecule: messenger RNA, 4486 nt
Organism: Nyctereutes procyonoides (raccoon dog)
Lineage: Eukaryota; Metazoa; Chordata; Mammalia; Carnivora; Canidae
Gene: ZNF34
Product: zinc finger protein 34
Exons: 6
Coding region: 625-2343 (572 amino acids)
Biological process (GO): negative regulation of transcription by RNA polymerase II
Cellular component (GO): nucleus
Molecular function (GO): DNA-binding transcription repressor activity, RNA polymerase II-specific
Source: RefSeq, a predicted model, not a curated record
AUUUUAUUUUUUCAUGAGAGACACACAGAGAGAGGCAGAGACACAGGCAGAUGGAGAAGCGGCCUCCCUACGGGGAGCCUGAUGUGGGACUUCAUCCCAGGACCCUCGGGGUUGCGUCCUGAGCCGAAGGCAGACCCUCAGCCACUGAGCCACCCAGGGUCUUGGAUCACACUCUGAUAACUGUUGCUGCAUAUAUGGUUAUGCAGGAGCAUUGUGUGUGUAUCAGAGACUCUUGUGCUUGUAGUAGGUGAGUUUAAUCCUCUUAUUUCUUACCAUCACUCAGACACUGAACUUAUUUCUACUACUAUUGUAUUUUUAAGUGUCUAUACUUUUGUUCUGUACCUUGUAUUGAUUUUUUUUUCCACUUUAACUCAAUACUUAAUAAGUUGUCUUUAUUCUUUCACAUAAAGUGAAUCUUCCUACUAAAUGAGGCAGCUUGAUGUGUCAAGAAGGUCGAGGGGAACAGAUGGCCUGAGGAAUUGUGCAUACAUUCCUGUAGUGGGGGCACGGUUGUGCAGGGCAGCCCCAGGUAGGGAGCAGAGUCUUCCUGGGAGACUAGCUGUGUCCUGAUGGGGAUGAGCACGGUCCUGAAGCUGCCCACAGAAGGGGCCAGGCUGGGCCUCCAUGUGUUCUUCUCUCUUCCCUCAGCACCAGUGUGACUCAUCACUGAUUUCUCUCCUGGGAAGCCCAGGGUACCAGGUGAUGGAGGCUUUGCACCUGUCUGCUCUGCCCCAGGCUGAGGUGACCUUUGAGGACGUGGCCGUGCUAUUCUCCCGGGAGGAGUGGGGCCGUCUGGGCCCUUCUCAGAGGGGCCUCUACAGGGAUGUGAUGCUGGAGACCUACAGGAAUCUGGUCUCCCUGGGAGCUGGACCUGUAGGUCCCAAGCCUGGGGUGAUCACACAGUUGGAGCGAGGGGAUGAGCCAUGGGACCUGGAUGCACAGGGCGCCAAGGGGACAGAGCGACUGAGAGUCAGUGUCUCAGGUCAUGGGGCCAGGACUGAAUUUAAGGAGUUGUCUUCGGGGGAGAUGCUUGAUAGGGAAGAACUGGAUCAACUCCAGGGGGCUGUUCCCCAGGGACAUGAUCCUGAAGAGAUCCCUGCAUGGAGCAGGGAGCCAGAGGAGAGCCUGGACAAGCCUGUGGAGCAGAGAGACCUGAGGCCAGUCCCACUGACCAGUGAGGACAGCAUUCAGGAGUCUGGGGGAGGCCUCAGGUUUUGGUCAAGCCCUGUCUCUAAUCAGAGACCUCAUAAAUGCGAUAUAUGUGAACAGAGUUUCGAACAGAGAUCAUACCUUAAUAACCAUAAGCGUGUACACAGGUCAAAAAAGACAAAUAUUGUCCAUGAUUCUGGGGAAUUCUUCAGUGCAAAUUUAGUUGUUAAAGAUCAGAAAAUUCCUCUUGGGAAAAAAUUACAUUAUUGUGGUUACUGUGGGAAGGCCUUCAGGUACAGUGCUAAUCUUGUCAAACACCAGCGGCUUCAUAGUGAAGAGAAGCCCUACAAAUGUGAUGAGUGUGGGAAAGCCUUCAGCCAGAGCUGCGAGUUCAUCAAUCACCGAAGGAUGCACUCAGGCGAGAUCCCCUACCGUUGUGGUGAGUGUGGGAAGACAUUCAAUCAGAGGCCCAACCUCAUGAAGCAUCAGAGAAUUCAUACUGGGGAGAAGCCCUACAAGUGUGGUGAUUGUGGGAAACACUUCAGCGCCUAUUCUUCCCUUAUAUAUCACCAGAGAAUCCACACUGGAGAGAAACCCUAUAAGUGUAACGACUGUGGGAAAGCCUUCAGUGAUGGCUCAAUCCUUAUCCGACAUCGCCGGACCCACACUGGGGAGAAGCCGUUUGAGUGUAAAGAAUGUGGCAAAGGCUUUACCCAAAGUUCUAACCUUAUCCAACAUCAAAGAAUUCACACUGGUGAGAAACCCUAUAAAUGUAAUGAAUGUGAGAAAGCCUUCAUCCAAAAAACCAAACUUGUUGAACAUCAGAGAAGCCACACUGGAGAGAAGCCCUAUGAAUGUAAUGACUGUGGCAAAGUCUUCAGCCAGAGCACACACCUUAUCCAGCAUCAGAGGAUUCACACAGGAGAGAAGCCGUACAAGUGUAGUGAGUGUGGGAAGGCCUUCCACAACAGUUCCAGACUCAUCCAUCACCAGAGGUCUCACCACGGAGAGAAGCCGUACAAAUGCAGUGAUUGCAAGAAAGCCUUUAGCCAGGGCACUUAUCUCAUCCAGCACCGGAGGAUCCACACUGGCGAGAAGCCCUACAAAUGCAGCAAGUGUGGGAAGGCCUUCCGGCACAGUUCGAACAUGUGCCAGCAUCAGAGGAUUCACCUCCGGGAAGACUUCUCGAGGUGAUCAUGGAGGAGGAUUCAUGAGUUCCACUAUGUACUUCUUCCAUAUGACCCACCCCACCCUUUUAUUUAUUGUCCACACAGUGUUGUUACAGAUGAAGGGCGUUUCUAAUUAAAAACAAGCAACAAAAAUUCUUUUCUUAAACCAAAAGCACUGCAUGUUCAUUUUAGAGAAAUUAAGAGUAUUAAGCAAAAAGAAGUUCUCCCCCACUUAGGAAAAGAAUCUGUCACUGCUGAUAUAAGUUUCCUUUCACACAUAAUUAAGAGCAUUUAAAAAAGGAAAUACUGUGUGCUUGUCGCUGCACAUAGGAUCUUCACCUAUUGCUAUUCUUUAAUCCUAGAAAACUCACACUGGAAAGAAUUCUACAUAUUUACAUGUUUUCACAUAUUGUAAAUUUAAAAGAUUAACAUAGUCAUACUUUUCUGUGUGUCUUUGUAAUAGAGUUGAUAAUUGCCGUUUUCAUUGUGGUAUAUAUGCAUAACAUAAAAUUUACCAUUUUAACCAUUUUUACAUGUAUAGUUCAGUGGCAUUAAGUACAUUCACAGUGUUGUAUAACCAUCACUACUGUUUUUUUUUAAUCUGAAACAAAGUCUAUACCCAUUAAACAAUAACUCCCCUCUUUUCCUCCUCUUAGCCGCUGACAAUCUCUGUUCUGUUUUCUAUGAAUUUGCCUAUUCUAGGUUCCUCAUAAGUGGAAUAAUACAAUAUUUGCCCUUUAUAUCUGGCUUAUUUCACUUUGCAUAAUGUCCUCAAGGUUCAUCCAUUUUGUAGCCUGUAUCAGAAUGUCAUGCUUUUUUAUGUCUGAAAAACAUGACUUUGUUCAUAGAUACCAUGUUUUGUUGAUUCAUUCAUCUGUUAAUAGACACUUGAGUGUUUCUGCCUUUUGGCUGUUGUGCAUACACUGCUGCGAGUGGGUGCACAAGUAUCUUUUUUUGACCUUUUUGGGGGUAGGGGAGAGAGUGCAUGAGCAGUGGGGGUGGAGGUAGGGGCAGAGAGAGAAAGAGAAUUUUAAGCAGGUUCCACAACCAGGGCAGAGCCCCAUGUGGGGCUUGAUCUCAUGACCCCGAGAUCAUGAUCUGAGCUAAAAUCAAGAAUUGGAUGCUUAGUCAACUGAGCCAUGCAGGCAUCCCUUGGAUCAUUACUCUCAAUACUUCUGGGUGUAAUUCUGGGAGCGAAAUUGCUGGAUCAUAUGGUAAUUAUUCUACCUUUACCUUUUGAGGAACGGCCAGACUUUUCCACAGUGGCUGUACCACUUUACAGCCAUGUACCAUUUACCCUUGUACAUUCCCAGCAGCAAUGAAUAGAGGGUUCUAAUUUCCCUACAUCUUUGUCAACACUUGUUAUUUUCUGUUUUUUUAAAAAUAGUAUCCAUCCUAAUGGGUGUGAAAUGGUUUCUCAUUGUGGUUUUGGUUUGUAUUUUUCUGAUGACUAAUGAUGUUGAACAUCUUUUCAGGCACUUAUUGACCAUUUGUCUUCUUCGGAGAAAUAUCUGUCUAAGUCCUUUGCCCAUUUUAGAAUUGGGUUUUUAAUUAUUUUUUAAGUUUUGAGGUGUAGGAAUUCUUUGUGUAUUUUCAUGGUGGUCCCUUAUCAGAUAUGCGAUUUGCAGAUAUUUACUCUUAUUCUGUGAGUUCUAUCUACUCUCGUGUCCUUUGAUGCACACAAAGUUUUAAUUUUUAUGAAGUUUAUUUUUUCUUUUGUUGCCUAUGCUUUGGAUAUCAUAACCAAGAAACUGUUAAAUGCAAGGUUAGGAAGAUUCCCCCCUCCCCCUUUUAUUCUGAGUUUUAUAGCUUUAGGUCUAAGGUUUUGGUCUUGGAUCCAUUAUAAGUUGACUUUUAUAUAUGGUAUCAGGUAAGGGUCCAACAUCUUUUGCAUCCAAUUUUCCAUACAACAUUUUUUGAAAAGACACAGUUUUCCCCAUUGAAUAGUAUAGGCAUAUCUCAGAGAUAGUGUGUGUUCAGCUCCAGACCACUCUGAUAAAGCAGAUAUCUCAGUAAAGCAAGUCAAAUAAAUUUCUGGUUUUUCAAUUCAUAUAAAUGUUAUGUUUACACUACAGUGUGUAUUAAGUGUGCAGUGACAUAUCUAAAAAUGCAGUGUACAAACCUUAAACACUUUAUUUCUAAUAAAUGGUAUCUGAACUCUCAGCAAA